Molecule: messenger RNA, 381 nt
Organism: Trichophyton rubrum CBS 118892
Lineage: Eukaryota; Fungi; Ascomycota; Eurotiomycetes; Onygenales; Arthrodermataceae
Exons: 1
Coding region: 1-381 (126 amino acids)
Source: RefSeq, a predicted model, not a curated record
AUGGAAAACGUACGCAGAGGCUGGCUUAGAAACGGCCUGAGCUUGAGCUUGAGCUUGAGCUUGAGCAUUUUUGUAAACUUCUGGCAUUUCCCAAGAGCUUUGUUUGGUUUCGGUGUUAUACCAGUACUUGCGCCCACCCGCAGCAGUAUAUUCUUUCCAUGGCUGAUUUGCCAAAGCGCGCUGGAGAGCUAUCAGCAGUGUUCAAAAAUAGCGGUACAAGGAAAAGAAUACACACCUCCACUGGAGUCAUUAAUUCCAAUGGUUUGGUCCAUUGGGUGGCUUUGGUUUGAACAUUGUAGUAGUAAACCCUGCCCUCGGCAUUCCGUGCCUCCUGCCAGAGAGCUGGCGGUAUCUGUAGACUUUCUGGGGCAUUCAUCGUGA